AUGGAUUCUAAAAUGGAGACCCAAAAACAAACUCAGGAAACUCUUUUAAAGUGUCCUACAUGUGGCAAAAGAUUUGGUCGUGAAGUAAUGAAGCGUCACUUGGAGAUACACAAAGGCAUACAACCUUACAAGUGCAAUAUAUGUGGUAAUAGAUUUUCUAAAAAAAAUUACCGGGACUCACACAAGAAACGACACACGAGAGAAAAGCAGUUCAAAUGUGGCACAUGUGAAAGAAAAUUUAUCAAAGAAGGCGCUCUGAAACGUCAUGAAAAAACACACAUCAAAGAAAAGAAGUGGAAGUGUAAUACUUGCGAGUUUAAGUCCUACUCAAGAUCUGGAUUAAUUCGACAUGAAAUCUCUCACACUGGUGAAAAAAAAUAUGAGUGUCACAUUUGCAAGGGGAGAUUUAAAAACAAAUACAAUCUUAAAACGCAUUUGAAAAUUCAUACGGGAGAAAAACCACACCCAUGUAAAAUCUGCGGCAAACCUUUCUUAUUUAGAUAUAUGGCAAAAAACCAUGAAAAAUGCCAUUCAUUUGAGAAACCUUAUAAAUGUGAUAUAUGUGGUUUUGCGUUUGCCCAGAAACCAUAUUUAAUACGCCACAGAAAAAGUCAUGCAGGCGAAAGGCCAUUCAGCUGUGAUGUAUGUGGGAACAGAUUUUCAAUUAAGAGCACAUUAUCAAAACACUUGCGUACACACACUGGUGAAAAGCCGUACAAAUGUAAAAUAUGUGAUCGAAGGUUUCCUACUGGGGGUCAUAUGGCACGCCACAUUAGAACACAUACAGGAGAACGACCUUACCAAUGUAGUGUGUGUCCGAAGAGAUUUACUGAUAAAUCUCAGAUGAAAGUACAUGAAGUAAGACAUAGUGGUAAAAAACCAUACCCCUGUGAUAUAUGUGGGAAGUACUUUGCUCAACAAGGAAAUAGGAAUCGCCACAAAUUAUCACACAGUGGAUUGAAACCGUACUCCUGUCAUCUAUGUAGUAAAAAGUACAGUCACAAAAUUUCGUUGGUGCAACAUAUAGAUAAGCACAAUGGAUAUAAGAAAUACAAGUGUGAGUUCUGCGGCAAAGGAUUCAUUUAUAAACAAGUUUUGAAGGAGCAUAUUCGCCGACAUACAGGAGAAAAACCAUAUGAAUGUAAAAUAUGUGGGAAAAGGUUUGCCUAUUAUGAUAGUGCAAGACAGCAUCUCAGAAUGCAUUCAGGAAAAAAGCCCCAUAAGUGCAAAUGGUGUGAAAAGAGUUUUUCAGAAAAAAAUUAUCUCAUAAACCAUGAGAGAACACAUACUGGUGAAAAACCAUACAAAUGUGAUAUUUGUGGUCGUUGCUUCAUAGUCAAUGCGCUCAAGAAGCAACAUAUGCGUACACACACUGGUGAGAAACCUUACACAUGUGAUACAUGUGGUAGAAAUUUUUCACAUAAAUGUAGUAUGAAGCUUCACAUGAGAACACAUACUGGUGAAAGGCCUUAUACCUGUAAUAUUUGUGGAAAUACAUUUUCUGCGAAAACCAAUCUAACAAGACACAUAAAAUCCCAUGCACCAAAAAAGAAGUACCGGUACUCGUGUGAAAUAUGUGGAAGAGUUUGCACUGGUAAAUCCCAGUUCAACAAUCAUUUAAAAGCACACAAAAGAAAGCAAGAAGUGGUGGAAAUGAAGCCACAAAAAAUGCACAAAAGUACAAGAAAGAGAAAUGUGAAACUACUGAAACGAAAAUGUAACUUUCGAUGUACGAAUUGUGGCAUGGUAUACCUCCGAAAAAGUACCUUGAAUCUGCACUCACGAAUACAUACCAAAACUAGGUUGUACAAAUGUCAUCAAUGUGGCAAGUGUUUCUACCUUAAACGUACUCUGAAGGUUCAUGCCAGGAAGCAUGUUUGCAGGAAACUUCAUAGUUGUGUUAAAUGUAAGAAAAGAUUUUUUUUCAAAAACAGCUUGAUGCUUCACAAGAAAACGCAUAUUGAACACAAUGUGGGCCCAAUGGUAUCACCUCGACCAAUAAAAAAUUCAGGCUCAUAUAUUGAUAAAGGCAAUUUAUGGGAAAAUGUUUUUUUGCAGACGGAAAGUGAGAACUGUUUCAGCAAAAGUCAUUACACAGAUUACACACCAUUAGAUAGGUCUACGCAAUAUAAUCUGUCAAAACAAUCAAUAAUGUUACAGAAUAUUGAAAGUCGAGAUGUUUGUUAUUCAAACACAAAAACAAAAGGGAAAAUGCAGAAUACUAAGAGGUGGUCACCAUGGUUUACAGAAUAUGAUAUCAAAUGUGAAGAGGGACAGUUCAAUACUGGGUUAUCGCAGAUUGAUUGUCAUGUGCCAAGGUAUGGCAUCACUGGUGAUAUCAGUGAGAUACGUGUAAAGUCAGAAAAAAACAAAGUCACACAAGGACCUCAGUUAGAAGAAAAUAACAUCACACAAGAACCACAGACGAGGGGGAAUGAAAUCACAAAUGACGUCACACAAGAAUCUAAGUCAGAGGAAAAUGAAGUAGCAGUAGAUCCUAAGUCAGAGGAAAGUGAAGUAGCAGUACAACCUAAGUCAGAGGAAAGUGAAGUAACAAUACAACCUAAGUCAGAAGAAAGUGAAGUAACAAUACAACCUAAGUCAGAGGAAAGUGAAGUAACAGUACAACCUAAGUCAGAGGAAAGUGAAGUAACAGUACAACCCAAGUCAAAAGAAAAUGAAAUCAAUAGGUGCACUCCCCAACAUGUGAGGGAGGCAUCUGUUUCCAGAGUCAUAGUGGUGGCGAGUGGGUCCAAGGGGACCCCCUGCCUGAGGUUGGCAAUUGCCGACCACCAGAGCAAGGCAUUCCUCGCCCGUUCGAGAGUGUUACUUGCCUCUCCAGUUCCAGUAAGAGAGCCCGGUGUUGCAACAAAAGUGCACUGUCACGGGUGGUCGCGUAAUGCGGCCUGGGGGAACUACCCUGCAAACCGUGGACAUCAUUCCGAUGAUCCCCAUCAGUUCUCGGAGGGACACAGAGGGAACUAA
This is a messenger RNA of Saccoglossus kowalevskii, 2985 nucleotides long. RefSeq lists its product as uncharacterized. The record is from RefSeq and is a predicted model, not a curated record. Gene Ontology annotation, biological process: regulation of DNA-templated transcription. NCBI's taxonomy places the organism in Eukaryota, Metazoa, Hemichordata, Enteropneusta, Harrimaniidae. Gene Ontology annotation, molecular function: RNA polymerase II cis-regulatory region sequence-specific DNA binding; DNA-binding transcription factor activity, RNA polymerase II-specific.